AUGUGCACCAACCCCCGAUUUGCUGACGGCGGAGAAUACCAUCCUUGUGAGAAGUGGGAGGAACAAAUGAACUGUCAACUGGGCAAAAUAAACGAAGCUCUGAUGUGCAGAGUGAACGGGGAAAAUACGAACAUCACCAAAUACCUGAUCUGUGGUAGGGGUGAAACCUGUGAUGAUGGUAUGGAUGAGAAGUGCACAAACUUUACUACAGUUUCUAAUGAGCACUGUGGUAUACAUAACCAUUCCAUAUGUGAUGGAGUAAAUGAUUGUCCUUUAGGAGUGGACGAAACUGACUGCAAUGCUACAACAUAUAAAAACAUUGCAUGUCAGCGCAAAGUCCAUUACCAUCAUGAUACCAAGUUUAUUCCACUCCUUAAAUCUUUUGUAAUGGACGGAGUUCAUGAUUGCAUCGACGGUAAAGAUGAGAGUAAGGACUUCUUUCAAGAAUGCGGCCAAGAAAACAGAAAAAGAUGGGAUGCUAAAACAUCAACCUGCAGUGAAAUGCUCAAAAUCAGCAACAUACCGGAGGAUCAAAGGUAUUUGAACAUGAACAACUUGUGCGACCACGUGUCUGACUUUGAGGGAGAGAAGGCCAUGUGUUACAUCAGUAGAGAUUAUGCAAACUGGUGGACGGACACUAUUACUCAUGCUGGUAGAAUAUUCGUGCCCCCGUGUGUGCCCGACCUCCUUAAUGGGAAGUGCAUUGCAAGGGACAAGGUUUGUGACCUAGCUGAUGACUGUGGAGAUGGGUCUGAUGAAGACGGGUGUAUUAAUCAGUUUACUUGUGUGACCAGCGGAGAGAGACUCAUUCUAAGUAAGCAGUGUAACGGGAUCAUGAACUGUGUAGAUUUCAGUGACGAGUGUGGAGAUCAGUGUGAGAACGCCCAACGUCGGAUUAUUUCCAGCGCUCAUCUGAGAACUGCUUCGUGGCUUAUCGGGGUAGGAUCUACAGUCAUCAACAUCCUAGUUCUUAUCAAGUCCGGGGCACAGCUCACUCGAUUGCGGGGAUUCUCUGUGAUGAUGUUGGAAUACGUUCAGAUGAUGUUUAAAUACGUCCAUAUGAUGUUGAAAUACGUCCAGAUGAUGUUGGAAUACGUCCAGAUGAAGAAUGGAAAUGAUUUUUGA
Molecule: messenger RNA, 1125 nt
Organism: Bolinopsis microptera
Lineage: Eukaryota; Metazoa; Ctenophora; Tentaculata; Lobata; Bolinopsidae
Product: low-density lipoprotein receptor-related protein 2-like
Exons: 3
Coding region: 1-1125 (374 amino acids)
Cellular component (GO): plasma membrane
Molecular function (GO): protein binding
Source: RefSeq, a predicted model, not a curated record